CGCAACAUUCGGAACUUCUCGGACAAUCUACAUAUUCGGAGACAAACACAUGGCAGCCAGCUGAUGGAGUGCUUGUUUUAGUCGACUCAUUGGAUAGGAAAAUGGACUUCUCUACAGAAGACUGGGCGGUGACCAAGGCUGCUAAUGACCUCAGCUCCAGUUUAUUUGUCGUAGGGGCACCAAAGUCUAGGAAACAAACACAUCAAAAGAAAGCUGGGAAGGAAUUUGACAACGGAAAAGGAAAAGUGUCAAAAUCUGUUGGCUCCCGACAGAUGUCAAAGGGCAAGAAAAGUGUAUCAGAGACAGAGGGGAAAGUAAACUUAAAGAAAUCUAAGGGAAAUGUGGAGCAUGACAAGGAAGGUGGCAGGCAGGGCAGGCAGGACAGGCAGGGAAGGCAGGGCAGGCAGGGCAGGCAGGACGAGGAAGGUGGCAGACAGGACAAGACUGUUGGGAUUUCUGAGGACAAAAUGACUGACAACAGUAUCAUACAGUGUAGGGACAUAAAAGGCAGCAAACGGAAAGCACAGACUGAUCAUACUCCAAAUAAAAAACCAAAACAUAUUCAACAUAUAUCACCAACGGAUUCUGUUAAUGACGAAAGUGAAGGCAAGAAAAAGAAAAGGAGAAGAAAGAAAAAGAAAAAUUCUAAUAAAAGGAAUAAAUACAAGCAUUUAUCAGUGAAGAAGAGUGAAGAGAGUGUGGAUGAUGAGGUAUUAAAUGUAAAGUCUGAAGAUGAUAGGUUCGUAGACGAGACGGCCAUUGUCCAGGAAUUGACCAACUCGUCAGGUGACCCUCCUCACAGCAACAGUUACAUGUCAUCGAGGAGUGAAAACACAGAGAAAAGAGAAAAAAAGUACGAUGGGAGAUUAAAUAAAAAUAAGAAAAGUGAGAAAAUAUUGAGGGAUGAAAACAGUUGUGGACAUCCUGGUGUGAAAUGUAAACAGGGACAGGAACAAACAAAAUUCAAUGUUAAAGUGUUAAACAAAAUAUUAUCUAGUUCACCAGUAGCCUCCUUAAAUACCCCAGUACAGGGAGAAUCACCAAAGGAAGGGGGGACAACUCUCAAACAACGCAUGAUGGACAAACUAAAGUCUGCUAGGUUCCGCUUCCUCAACGAGCAGUUGUACAACCAAACAGGAAGUGAAUCGUACUCGAUGUUCAGGGAGGAUGGCGAGGCAUUCGAGGUUUACCACCAAGGGUUCCAGUCACAGGUAGCCAAGUGGCCAGUCAACCCCGUCAACACCAUCAUUGGACAGCUACAGGCCAGACCUCGGAACUUAGUGAUAGCGGACUUCGGAUGUGGUGAUGCUAUAAUAGCCCGCACUCUACCUAACAAAGUGUACUCGUUUGACCUGGUAGCUGUCAACAAGUAUGUCACGGCCUGUGACAUGGCUAAGGUGCCACUCAAGAAGGAGAGCGUGGAUGUAGCUGUAUUCUGUUUGUCAUUGAUGGGAAAAAAUCUUCCUGAUUAUCUGAGGGAGGCUAGCAGAGUUCUUAAACCAGGGGGCUCUUUGAAAGUAGCUGAGGUAACAAGUCGUAUCAGAAGUUUGCCUAACUUCAAAAAGACCAUGGAAAGGUUUGGCUUUCGUCUACUAAAUGAGGAUACAACCAACAAGAUGUUCUGUCUGUUUGAUUUCAAAAAGUGCAAGCCUCCAAAAAAUACACCUGAUGAAUUUCACCUGGAGCCCUGUCUCUACAAACGAAGAUAGAUCCCACAUCAAUAAAAUAUUCUUUUAUAUAUAAAA
Messenger RNA from Pecten maximus, 1745 nucleotides. Its product is annotated as 25S rRNA (adenine(645)-N(1))-methyltransferase-like. The record is from RefSeq and is a predicted model, not a curated record. NCBI's taxonomy places the organism in Eukaryota, Metazoa, Mollusca, Bivalvia, Pectinida, Pectinidae. Gene Ontology annotation, molecular function: methyltransferase activity. Bases 102 to 1709 code for a protein of 535 amino acids. Gene Ontology annotation, biological process: regulation of transcription by glucose; rDNA heterochromatin formation; cellular response to glucose starvation. The transcript has 7 exons. Gene Ontology annotation, cellular component: chromatin silencing complex; nucleolus; rDNA heterochromatin.